AUCUCUAUGGGUGAAAACGGAUUACCCAAUCUACACCCAGUGACAGCCAUUGGGGAGUUUGGGCAAGGUGUGUAAAGAUUAGCCUAAUAUAACACUUGGGUGUGCCUGGUAUUUACCAAAUUCACAUCAAAGAAGGGUGCCACAACUUCUACCUAGCAGCGAUCAGCUCAGUCAUGAGUUGCCCCUCUCCUCUCCUCCUCUCCCUCCUUCUCAUUGGUAUUUAUGGGCAAUGUUCAGGAUUUAAGAUAUGUGCCUUCAACAUCCAGAACUUCGAUGCCACCAAAUCAGCCAACUACAGGGUGAUGCACACUCUGACCAAGAUUGUGUCUCGUUGUGACAUCUGUCUCCUUCAGGAGGUAAAAGACCUACAGGGCAAAGCCACCAAAGCUCUGUUGGGGAGGCUCAACAGAUACAGUACCAAAUAUGAUGACAACUAUCACUAUAAAUAUGUUGCCAGUGGAGGUCUGGGGCGAACACCUGAAGACCAGGAGCAGUAUGUCUAUCUGUACCGGAAUGAGACUGUAAAGUUGACAGAUCGGUACCAGUACGCUGACAAAAAGGAGGGGGGUGUGGAUUCUUUCUCCAGAGACCCCUUUGUUGUUAGAUUCCAAGCCAAGGAAACAGUGAUAGGAGACUUUGCUCUGAUCCCACUGCACACUACGCCCUCUGACGCAAUCAAGGAGAUUGACAAGCUCUACGAUGUCUUUGAGGAAAUCAAAAUGAAGUGGAAUACUGAGAAAGUGAUGUUCCUUGGAGCCUUCAAUGCUGGUUGUGGGCACAUCACAAGGCAGGACAAGGCAAACAUCAGACUGUUCUCAAACCCUGGAUUCUUCUGGUUGAUCGGGGACAAGGUGGACACCACUGUUGGAGACCUCACCAGCUGUGCCUAUGACAGGAUUGUGGUACACGGACAGCCCUUCCUGAAGGCCAUCAAACCUUAUUCAGCUCGGGUCUUCAACAUCGCCAAGGAGUAUAAACUCUCAAAGGAAAGGGUUCUGGAAGUGAGUGACCACUUCCCUGUGGAGGUGGAGCUGAAGACUAAAUCGUCAGGGCAGCUUCAAGCUCAGGUUCAGCCUCUCCUCCUAAUCGCCGUCUCUGUCAUCACCUACGUCCUGCACAUCUUACCUUCGACCAGUGUGGUGUGAGGAGGACUGAGGGCCUUCUCAGGAGUAUGGACCAUAGAAAUAGAAUUGAUUCUAAUUCUAUGGUAUUGACAUCUAAAACUUCCACGAGCAGCUGGUCCUCUCAUGCAGGGGUUCACAAACCUCUCUUUGGGGACACCUAGAUGCUUUACAAUUUUGUUCUAGCCCUGAACUAGCUAACCUGAUCAAUCUAAUCAAGGUCUUGAUGAGUAUGAAAAAUGUAUGCACUCACUAACUGUAAGUUGCUCUGGAUAAGAGCGUCUGCUAAAUGACUAAAAUGUCAAUGUAAAUUAGCUGACAAGUUUAAUCAGGUGUGCUAGCUCUGGAAUAUAUCAAAUAUAGGGAACUGCUGGGGGUCUCCGAGAAGAGGUUUGAGAACCACUGCACAGUGAUGAUUCCAUCUUUGGCUGGUCCCAUUGAGAUUGCAUGAAGAUUGAAGACAUUUAGAGGCAGCAACAUUAUCACUACACAAGUUAGUUGACGGCAUAAUGUCCCUCAUCUCCUCUUUCCCAACAUAUCUAUGAAUUUGCUCUGGUGUUGGGUUGCUGAUCCCAAUUUGCUCUGACAUCUGGUUUCAGGUAUUUGGCUCUUAAUAUCUUGAAUGGAAGGCUACAGCUUUCUGAAGCCCCCACUUCUGUCAAUAAUCUUUGUUUUUAAUAACAUUAAAUGUUAUACUUUGUAAAUGAAUGGUUGUAAAUAUUUCAAGUUACAUUUUAUAGGUUAAGACAUUCUAUGAUAAUGUGGUUUCAACAUUGUCACUAAAUGUGUUUAAAAUGUUCAAUGCCUGUACUGUACAUAUUAUUUGAAUAAAAUAUUAAUUGAAAA
Molecule: messenger RNA, 1967 nt
Organism: Coregonus clupeaformis (lake whitefish)
Lineage: Eukaryota; Metazoa; Chordata; Actinopteri; Salmoniformes; Salmonidae
Product: deoxyribonuclease gamma
Exons: 10
Coding region: 174-1145 (323 amino acids)
Biological process (GO): DNA catabolic process
Cellular component (GO): nucleus
Molecular function (GO): DNA nuclease activity
Source: RefSeq, a predicted model, not a curated record